AUGAAGGCCUUGAAUAUCCUCCCACAAGACUGCUGGGUGCAGAUUCUGGAUGAAAUAUCAUCCUCAGACACUGCAUCCGUAGUGGCCACAUCUCGAGGCUUACAGGUCUCCUCAGAGACCUCGUUAUAUCGCCGAGUCGAUAUUGACUGGACUAGACCUCCCCUCAAGCGGGUCCUAAGUCUAUUCCGUGUUAUUCAAAAACGUCCCGAUCUGGCUGCGCUCAUUCACCAUGUGAGCAUAGUAUCCUCAAAACUGGUGUAUCCAGCAGACGACCAGGAAGACGAGUGGGAGUUGCCUCAAAUCGAUGGAGACUGGAGUCAGCUCUCAUCCUUAUUUCAGGAUGAGGUAAACGCGGCAAAAGAUAUUAUCACUAAAGCGCAAUUUCCCUCAUCAGAGAAGUGGAUCCCUGCCCUGGAAAAUGGCGACCCUUACGCAUUCGUGGCUAUUCUUCUUUCUCAACUUCAUAAUCUACGGUCGCUGCAACUUGAUUACACUUUUGUGUGGCAAACUGGGUUCCCAGGAUUGAUGAUGAGACAUGCUCUUCUCACUGCGCCUGGGAAUACAUUAUCUCGAUUUUCUGAUCUCUCUGUUGUCGAAUAUGGCCUGAAUGUUCCAGGUCCUAGAUUGUUCAACGAAACAAUGUGGGAUUUCAUUGACGCAUUUCCCAUUUGUAACCCGGAACAAUUUGCAGGCUGGUUUUAUCUGCCUUCUUUGAGAUCUCUGGAAAUCUGGAUCCAAAGUUUCGAAGGUGUUAGUGACGAGUUGUCCAAGCCUGUUGUAUCAAGCAAGCUAGCGCAUCUGGCCCAGCUUGAAAGGCUUGUCUUGACAGAAUCCUCCGUUGAGGAAGAUGAGGUCAGAAAUCUUUUGUUGCACCUGUCUUCGUUGAAGAGUCUUCACCUGGGCCUCGUCUACCUAUCACAAGAUAGAGAACUCGGCUAUAACUGUUGUUCUCCACAACCUCCUCUGAAAAAGCGAGGCGUGCUUCAUGAAGGGCUAAUGAGUGUCAAGGACACCGUUGAACAUCUUUCUAUUGGCAUGGAGCUUUGUCCACUUUAUUGGCCUAGUGUUUGGGGCGCAUUAGAACGUAACAAUGGAACUCCACGAGAAAGCUUCGAGCCUUUCAAAGGAAUCUUGAAGCAGUUCCCGCGUCUUCGAACCGCAGAGCUACCAGCAGUCAUGCUUUUCGGAUGGGAUCAUGAAAACUCUCCAGCUUUGUCUGAGCUACUACCACCAACACUCCAGAAGCUCGCCAUUCGAGAUAACUUGAGUCUAGAGCAGGAUUUCGAGUGGAAGACAGAUAAGGUGGCAGAAGCAAUUCAACAAUUUCUUGAAUUUGCCCAGUCCGCCACUCCUUCGUUGAACACAAUUACAAUUCGAACCUUCGAUAUCGAGACCGAGUCAAUGGACACAGACGAUAGCACGGGGCCUAGAAUAGUGUGUGAAUCGCUGGGGCUGGAUAUAGACAUUGGUAUGUUCACUGAUACUCUCUCGCCGGGACUUUGGACGACGCACAGAGAACUUCAAGAAGGAUCUCGGAAGGACCAUAGAGAUAUGCAUAACUGA
Molecule: messenger RNA, 1563 nt
Organism: Penicillium griseofulvum
Lineage: Eukaryota; Fungi; Ascomycota; Eurotiomycetes; Eurotiales; Aspergillaceae
Exons: 2
Coding region: 1-1563 (520 amino acids)
Source: RefSeq, a predicted model, not a curated record